Lytechinus pictus (painted urchin) is the source of this 1422-nucleotide messenger RNA. RefSeq lists its product as uncharacterized. Bases 1 to 1422 code for a protein of 473 amino acids. NCBI's taxonomy places the organism in Eukaryota, Metazoa, Echinodermata, Echinoidea, Temnopleuroida, Toxopneustidae. The record is from RefSeq and is a predicted model, not a curated record. The transcript has 2 exons.
AUGAGAAAGGAAUCUGAAAGUCCGCUGCAAGAAAAAGAAACAGCUAGUAUAAGUGAAUUAGAAUCGGCAUCAACUAGCACCACAGUGGAAAGGAAAGGUGAAGAAAUCUUCCAUGAUGAUCACCCUCAAGAUUGUUUGAUCAUUCCCCCAAAAGAGACAAAAUCCCAAAAGAUAUACUUUCAGAAGAAGUGGUUGACCAGAUAUCCAUGGCUCCAUUACCAACCGGAGAUCCAAGGAGUGACUUGUUUCGAGUGCAAGCGGGCUGAAGUUAUGGGUAUCUUGACAUUAUCAAAGAAACGAGAUCCAGCCUUCAUUUCUGAUGGAUUCAACAAUUGGAAAAAGGCUACUGAACGUUUCGAUGGGCACCAGAUGUCAGAAACCCACAGGUUUUCAGUGGCUCAGCUUAAGGCCCAGAAAAAUCCAUCAAUUGACAGUCAACUCAACAAGCAGAUCAAAGAACAGCAAGAUACUGCUCGCCACUCUCUUGUCAGGAUAUUUUCUUCAAUGAGGUAUCUUCUGCGACAAGGAAUGCCCUUUAGACGGAGGAAUGCCGAUGAAGGCAAUCUGGAGCACUUGCUUAAGGUUUGGUCUGAUGGUGAUCCUCAGUUAAACUCAUACUUGAAACACACAACGAAAUUUACUUCUCCAACAUCCCAGGAAGAGAUCAUUCAAAUCAUUGCACACAAAGUAGGCCGAGAAGUUGUUAAGAACAUUGGAGAGCAUGGCAUAUAUGGAAUCAUGGUUGAUGGCACACAGGAUGUUUCAGGAAUGGAGCAGGAAGCAAUUUGCUUCAGACACAUUGACAUAAACUUUGAUGUUCAUGAGAGUUUUGUGGGUUUGUACAACAUCCCUGAUACCUGCAGCCAAACCAUUGCAAACAUGAUAUUUGAUGUCAUGACGCGUCUUCAGUUGAACCCCCAAAAUCUCAGAGCACAGACUUACGACGGGGCUGCAAAUAUGAAAGGAAAGUACAACGGAUGCCAAGCAAAAGUGAAGUCAAAGCAACCGCUUGCUCUUCAUUUCCACUGUGCCUCCCACAUGGCGAAUCUCGUCCUCGAGCAUGCUGUGACAGCUUGCCAGCCGAUUCGUGAUGCCAUCCAAUGGUGCAAUGACCUCGGAGUUCUAUUCAAGAGAUCUGGAAAAUACAAGGUCAUAUUUCAAGAAAUCGCAUCUAGGCCAAGUGAACUAGAUCAGACUAGUGACGAAGGCUGUGUUCCACCAGUCAAGAAAACCAUCAGAACCCUCUGUCCAACAAGGUGGCUUUGUCGUCUUCCAGCCAUCAUAUCAAUUCUGGAUAAUUAUGAAGCAGUUGUAGAGAGCCUGGAGGAGAUGGCAACAUCCAGCACGACGGAACGGACAGCGCAGCUAAGGCAAAUGGACUGUUGGAUAGAUUUCAGAAGGGAGGUACUUUACUGGCCCUGA